Gasterosteus aculeatus aculeatus (three-spined stickleback) is the source of this 4144-nucleotide messenger RNA. RefSeq names its product FH2 domain containing 2 (gene fhdc2). Lineage: Eukaryota; Metazoa; Chordata; Actinopteri; Perciformes; Gasterosteidae. The record is from RefSeq and is a predicted model, not a curated record.
UCCCGGCGGACUGUGUGGAAGUUUCCCUGCAAGUUGAGAAAGACAGAAUGGCUGCAGAGACCAGAGCGGCACAAGUAACUGAGAUAAAGGGGAAACCAAAACCCGAGAUUUACGCGUGAAUGUGUUGGGGUCUUCCAUUCAAUUAAACCACGAGCUCCUGUCGGCGUUUUGGGGAUUAACACCAAGAGUGACGUAUGUCGUUAUGGCAGGCUCCAACUACUGAUGGACCUUUGGACUCAGUGGAAACCAGAAAAAGACAUCAUUGACUGACUGAGCGGAGACUGCACGCCCGCCCCCCUGCUACACACACACAGCCCCUAUGCUCAUCAGCCUGACGGUGGAGUUCAAGGAGUCUCGGGCCUUUCAUGGAACACAGCCUGCCCACCCCGCCGUUGCCCCUGACACUGCGGGAGUGACAGCCAUGGAGUCGCGUCCGCCGCCGGUCGCCUCUCCACCGCCUCCCCAGACGACUCCACCGCCACCACCUCCACCACCUCCCCCUCCGCCCCCUCCGCCACCACCUCCUGGGUCCUCCUCGCCUUUCAGCCGGGCCGACAGCGCCCGGCGGAGCCGGCUGAGGAAGCUGAACUGGGAGCGCAUCCCCAAAGAGAAGGUGGAGGGGAGGAAGAGUGUGUGGAACGGGGCGGCUCCGGGCGAGGACGAGUUCCCCAUCGACCUCCACUCUCUGGAUGAGCUCUUUAGCCAGAAGGACAGCAAGCCUCCGGACAGAACCAGCACCCUGAGACGCCGGUCUGCUCUGCUGCGCUGCCGAUCCCCGCAGGACGGCUCAGAAGAGAUUUCCCUGUUGGACUCCAAACGCAGUAUGAACAUUGGAAUAUUUCUACGGCAGUUUAAGAUGCCUGCAAAGGAGAUAGUGGAGGACAUCAGGCGCGGCGCUGGGGACCGCUAUGGAGCAGAGAAGCUCGCAGAGCUCUGCAAACUAUUGCCUGACAAGGAGGAGGAGUCCCGGCUGAAGAGGUUCAGUGGGGAGCGCAGUUGGCUUGGAGAGCCUGAUCGUUUCUUGCUGCUGUUGGUGGAAGUCCCCAGUUUUCGGCUUCGUCUGGAUGCCAUGAUCCUGCAACAAGAGUUUGACCCUGCUGUGACCUCUCUGUGUGUGGCAGCCAGAUGCCUGAGGGAGGCGGCCAGAGAGCUGCUGAGUUGUCCUGAGUUACACUCUAUCCUCCGUUUGGUGCUGAAAGCAGGGAACUACAUGAACGCGGGAGGAUAUGCGGGGAACGCUGCCGGUUUCCGAAUUUCAUCGCUGCUCAAACUGGCUGACACCAAGGCCAACAAGCCGGGUAUGAAUCUGCUGCAUUUUGUUGCAAUGGAAGCUGUGAAAAAGGACCAGAGUUUACUGUCGUUUCCCAGCCAAAUAGACCAUGUUGGCUCUGCCUCCAGGUUGAGUGAGGAGUCUGUGGUGGAGGACUUGUCCAAGUUAAAAAGCAGAAUGGUGGCCCUCAAGGCAAACCUCCAAACUGAUGCAGAGAUUCAACAGUACACAAAGCUUUUCUUGGAGGUGGCUGAAGAGCGUCUGAAGGAGGCAGAGGAUGAGGUGGAGGGCAUGAGGAUGUCUAGUCAAGCUCUGGUGGAAUUCUUCUGUGAAGAUGACACCUUCAAACUAGAGGAAGCAUGCAGGGUCUUUCAUUUAUUUUGCCUGCGUUUCCAACGAGCUGUCAAGGAGAAUGCAGAGCGGGAGCUGAAGGAGCAGAAACGUCUGGAGCGCCAACAGGACAUGGUGGAAAAGCGUCGCUCCCUGGCUGUUUGCACGGGUCUGGACCCAAGCCUCAGCCUCGCCAGAAAGCCUCAGAGUCAGGAGAACCAAGGGGAGCUGGAGAAACUGCUAGAGAAGAACUUGAGCUGCACCUGGAGUCGACGUAGCCUGAAAAGCUCUGAGUCCCGCAGACACUUCCAUCACCUCAACAACGACGGUCAUCUCCACAGCUCAUCCGUGCUCAAGAAAUUCCCCGAGCUCGGCAGCAGCCCCACAUCAACCAGUUAUCACUCCAACAGCUCUUACGACCACGAGACCGCCGCCGUACUUUGUAGCUCCCCAGAGAGCGAUGGCACAUGCCUCCCCAUCGAAGAGCCGGCCAUGGGUCAAGGGAGCAGGCCUGAGAUCAAGUGGUCUACAAACAGAAGCAGGGACGCGGUUCCGGACCCGCACAUCGCUGUGUUCGUUCACUCUCCGUCCAGAUGUGGCCCCACUGUCAAGCAGCUCGGGCCUGAGAGCAUCUCUUAUGUGCAAGAAGGCCAGUCGAAGACGACAGGACUUCAAAAAGAAGCUGAGAUUUCACACAUAGUUUUGACGACCGCUGAGUCUUGUAAAAACUCUGCUGCUGAACCAACCGACAAACCCGUCCUUUGUGUUAAAAACCAAACCCCCAUUCAUACGCAGAGAUUUGGCUUGCCAGGUACAGACGAGACUCGGACAGUUCAGAGUAGACCUAAUGGCUCUGGUGUGAAUGAGUCUCCUCACACACUUUCUCACAGUGGCAACAGGACUGGGACGUUGGGCUACCAGAUGUCUGGCCAGAUGUUACAAUCAUGCGUAAACGCUCCAGAAAGGCUUCGGCCCCAAUCACAGGCGAGUGAGACGCCCACGACAAGCGAUGUGAUGCCUCUGCCUGAUGUGGGUUUAACAGAGCCCGCAAACACAGAAGGGGCGUCCACACCUGUGGAGGGAGAAUGGAUGCCCUCCAGUCAACCGGAGUUCAGCAAACCACAGAGAGAGGAGUACUCCGAGUUGCCAAGUCCUGAGAGGGAGGCGGCGGGGCCGUACUCCCGCGUGGGCGGAAACCUAGAGUGCCACACUCUGGUGAGAGGCCUCCGAUCCUAUGAUGCCCUGUCACCCUCAACCUCCCCGCUCCCACGACCCGCACCGAGCCUCUGCUCCAAGUGGAGGAAAGAGAGGGAGGGCGGCCUCCGAGCAGAGGCAACUCCGGGGUCUCCUACCUCAAAAGAGGAGACUCCAAGCGUGAAGAUCCCUGUGCGAAGUGGAAUAGGGGCUAAAAGGGGACUGGUGUCCCGUGUAGGACCUUCCUAUAGCGCGAGCAUUCCCAGGGUGCGCUCCAAAACCGAGCCCUCACAUGGAGCUCCGACCUCCACGAACCCACCCAACAGGCUGUCCAGUCCUCGCAGCACAUCCAUGCGCUCGUCGCGCCCUGUGGCGGCUCAGACAGAUGUUAAACGGAGCAGUAGCACGCGGGAGAGGACUGCACGUGAGACCCGCACCGCAGGCACUCCUGCCUUAACCCGUGGAACCUCGGACAGGUCCGAACCGGAGAAGGUCUCAGGCAGCACCCGGCCAGCAUUCGUCAGGGGAACCCCUCUGCGCGUGCCGAAAAGACUCGCCCCGACCGCGGAGACUCAGGCGCCCUACCAGCCUCGCACCGCCCACGGCCCGUUCUCCGCCACGGCCAAGACCAUACGCACGGCUGUCAUUUCUGCCGCCUUGAAUAAAACUGCCAAGGCGACAAGCACCAGCCCCUCUCCUGCUACCUCUAAAAUCCCCACAGUUUCUAGGAUACCUGGUCCCAAAAUGCUGCGAGCUACCGCAGCUUCGCCAUUGUGGAGAUGAUGAUGAAUAAGUGCUUCUGAUUUAUUUUAAAGGCCUUUUCACACUUUUCAUGUGCUCGUCGAUUUCAGUCUAAUAUAAAAAGUGUUAAAUCCUACCUCCUUUUCACACACAUUCGUGUCCUUUGCAGGCAAUAGGAUACCACAAGACCAGCCGUCCUACAAUAACUCUUCAUAUACAUAGAACAGCAUUAAUAGGAACAGUAGUAAAUAGAUCAAUACUCGACCAGGCAGUUGAAAAACAUUACAUUUGGGAAACUGUUUCAAUCUCUUGACAAAAGUAAUUUUGUCCAAAUGUUUUGAAUAAUGUGACCCCCUCCGCUAAGUGAUCUUACUGUACAGUCCCACUUAACUCACCAAUGGACUGACCUGUUUGUCCUCUUGUGGAGAGGGCUCAUUGUUCUGAUGCACUUUAAAAUACCGCGAGGAGAUGCUUACUGUAAUUUUUAUAAUUUUGUAUCAAAAGAUUAUAUAACUUAAUUGAAUAGCCUUGGUUGUUAUUCACUGUAUUAUCUGGUUUUAUUAAAAAAAAAGAGAAGAUGAAUAAAGAUGGUAUUCAACGGUUUAAAUU